Molecule: messenger RNA, 16594 nt
Organism: Drosophila montana
Lineage: Eukaryota; Metazoa; Arthropoda; Insecta; Diptera; Drosophilidae
Gene: poe
Product: E3 ubiquitin-protein ligase-like protein poe
Exons: 15
Coding region: 286-16422 (5378 amino acids)
Molecular function (GO): protein binding; zinc ion binding
Source: RefSeq, a predicted model, not a curated record
UGAUUUUUAUCUAAUGUACUUACAUAAAUUUAAUAUUUAAUUUUUGUGGAAAUUUGCAAAUCUCUUUACCAACACUAACGGCUGUGCACGAAAGGUGUGUCACACACAACUCUCCAAAAAUUAUACGUCUUCCCUUUUUCGUUACAUACGUAAACAAAGAAUACGCCACAACAAAGGUACCGCUAAAUCAAGCACCAAAGCAAGCGCACCGUUGACAGUCGCAAAGCAAUCGAACUUGAAGAAGAAGAAGACGAGCAAAAAAAAAGGGACGUCAGAGUUAAAAAAAUGUCGGCGCACAGCGGAGGUACGGAUUGGAAUUCGGUUGUAAAACCACUUUUAUCAAACCGUACAAGCGCUUUAAACAAAAAUGAAAUAUCAAAUUUACUAAAAGCGAUUACCAGAUGUGAACAUGAAUUUUUCGACGAUGAAAGCAAUUACACACAAUUUUACACAGCAUUUGCGGCUCUGGCAGCCGAUAAGCUCAUGCAAAUCAAGUCAAUAUGCCAGACGCAAAUAUCACAAUUGCACGAUGCCAGCGCGGUGCUCAUCCGUUUCAUACUCUUCAGAUUGCCGAAGGUGUCUGUGUAUGAGAUCAAAUGGCUGCUGGUCGCACUGAAGAUGCUGUGCGAGGGUCGCGAGAGCGUCGCCCCAGGCUCGGGCGCCACACAAUUCGACUAUAAUGCCGUGGCAGCGAUCCUGAAGAGCGCCAAGCAUCCGGAAUCCAACAGCAAGAGCAUCGGCAGCAGCAGCAGCGUCUCCAGCAGCGGCCCCGGCACCGAAAAGGAGUCGCCCAAAUCGGAGAUUAAACGUUCGCGUUCAGAUCUCUCAACGGUUAUAUUGCAACAGUUGCUGGCGCCUCUAGAGCCCGGCAAAAUGACCUGGGUGCCAUUGAGCGAAGAGAUCAGCGAUUGCACCGAACAACUCUUGGCAGCGAAUGUCGAGUACUUUCAGGAACAGAACGGCGUGGACACGUUGCUCGAUGUGGGCGUGGGCUUGCCUAUACUCAAUCGCUAUCGCUCCAAAUACCAGGAGACAAUUGUGGGCGGCAAGCCGCUGUAUUUGCCUUUGACCCAGUUGGAAGCCAGCGCCGUCAAGUCGGCCAUGGCACAUAUGCUAACCGAUCUGUCCAUACUGGGACAGGCGCAUUCGCUGAUUGCGCUGCAGCCGCUGACACCGAGCCGCAUCGAGAAGCUGUCGAUGUGCGGCAUUGCGGCGUUGUACAAUGCUGUGCUGACCUCCAUAGCUGCCAGUGUGCUGAGCAUGUGCCAGGCCAGCGGCGGAUCGCAGAAGCAGCAGCCAGCAGCUGCAUCAACAAGCCAGGGCAGCGGCGGCGGCAACAGCAAUCCUUCAGCUGGCGGCGGCAAGGAUCACGACGAUUUCGAGGAACAGGCCUGCACCAUUGUGAACAAGGCGCUGGAGAUCUACACGAGCAUCGGCGAGAUGUUCAGGGCCUCGGCACGCAUGCAUGUCUAUCAGAAUCAUUUGUGCUACGGCUCCUGGUUGCUCAUCAGCGGCAUCCAAGGUGCCAUGGGCGCAUCUGGCAGCAGCAGCGCAGCGGCACAGGGGAAAACUGCUGCCAGUGCAACCGAAACUCCGACUGCCACGCCCAGUACGCCCAUAGCGCGUGUUAAUCUGUUCAAGGUGCAGCAAGGCUUUGGCGAGCUUAAUGCGGCCAUUGCCAACCACAGCAUUAAGCUGCUCUCCGAGCUGAUAGAUGAUCUGAAGAUUGAAUCUGCCUGCGGCACUGCAUCGGCUCAGAGCGCCAGCGUGGACGUGGAGCCGGCACAAUUUGAUAUACUGCAAAAUUACACGGCCCUGCAGCGUAUUGUACGCGUUCUGAACACGGCCACGUUGCAUCAGCUCUUCACGUUCCUGGCAACUGUGGCCUAUCGCAAGGCGUGCACCUUGAAGCGCGCCAAUACCAAAGAUCGCACCGAAUGCGAACCGAUUAGCUACUCCGAUUCGACGACCUAUUUCAAUGAUUCGCUCUCCUGCUCGGACAAUUCAGAGGAGGAUGAUAGCGAGAGCUAUUUGGGGCAUUGGUUCAAGGAAACCCUGUCGCCGGAAACGCACGAUGACAAUGCCAAUGCCCAGGAGCGUAGCGGCGAACAAAAAUCUGCGCUGGUGCCCAAGCUGGACGAGCCACAUGAAUAUCUGGACUUGGCUGCAGACAUCUUCUGUUUCCUGGAUCAAUUUUUGGCCAAUCGUCAUGCCUACAUGCAGCGCUAUGUGAAGGCGGGCGUCAGCGAUCAGCAAAUGCUGCUCAUGGCCAACAUUAUAAAAGACUUUGAUCGUGAUGUUAUGCGUCAGGAGGCUGGUGGCAACAGCGGCGGCGGCGGCGGGGGCUCUGGUGAGGGCAACUGCUCCAAUUGGCAAUCGGCCAUGAUACGCUUCUCGGGCGCCGCAGGACGUUAUAUACACAACUUGAUCUCGACGUCGUUGCUCUCGGAGCAGCUGCAAUCAAAUCUGCUGCAGCACUUGGCGAUCUCACCCUGGUCCACGGACACCAACAGCUGGCCACUGCAGGUCUAUCCGAGCACGUUGUCGGUGCUGGUGCAGAUCCUGUUGCUGAAGCCAACGCAUGAGAAGGAGGCGGCCUGCUUGUCCGUCUGGCAUCGUCUGAUCAACACGCUGGUCGAUGGCGUCUGCUCGGCUGCCAAUGCCAGCGACACGGAAUUCGAGGAUUUAAAUAUUGAACAUGCGCAGCUGUUGCUCUUCCUGUUCCACUCGCUCAAUCUGAUGCAGAAGAAGUCCAUUUUGCUGCUGACCGCCGGCGGCGUCAUCCGCUGUGCCGACGUCUGUCGCGGCAUCAGCGGCGAGCGCACCGUGCGCAAUAGCCAGAUGAUGCUGCUCUCCCGUCUGCUGCUCUUCCUGGAGUAUCUCAUGAAGCAUCUGUACAAUGCGCCUCCUGAACUGCUCGAUCAGGUGCGCUGGAAUCUGUUCAGCGUGAGCAGCAUGCCGGAUACCCAAAAGAUUACCGAUCUUCUAAAUAGUCGCACCAAGUUGACCUCCUAUUGCCGCCACGACAUCGAGGAAAAGUUCCGGAACUCCACUGUGGGCGACCUGACCUCAAGCAUUCGUCCCACGUUUUACUCGCUGGUCACGGCAGAUCCCGCUAAGCCCCACUGGGCUCAGGAGUUCAAAUUGGAUGGCUUAGCCUGGAAUUUCAUAUUGUGCACGCCCGAUAAACUGAAGUAUCCAUUGCUGGUGGAUGCACUCAUCGAUAUACUGGCCAUUACGGACAUGUCCGCCUACACCAAGGACAAGGACAACCUGCACAAUCUGUGCGCGAUGCAGUAUUGCUUUAGCAUUGCCUGGAAACUGCUGCUCGGCCUGCCGCCGUCCACAUCGCAUGUGGAAUCGCUGAAAACCGAAAGUGCGCCCAAUCUGCAUUCGCUGCUCUGGAGCAUACGCUGCCCCUUGGUCUAUUCGCACUACCUGGUGGUCAAUAGUCUGAUCAAGCAGGGCAUGUACACACAGUAUGCCGAGUCCUUGUGGGCACAGGUCGGCGAUCGCACCGCCGACAUACGCUACAGCCUCAAACAGACCAUUCUGGGCGUGGAGGCGUUCAACAAGCAGCUGAACAAAGCUUCACAAAAUCCUCGUCUCUCCGAUCUGAUUCUUUUGGAUGCGCUGGUUGCCCACAUGCAGGCCGUGGCCUGGGCCGACAAGGAGGGCUUCAAGGUGCAGCGCAAGGAGAGCGACAGCGACAGCAUCACAUCAGAGAGUCGCGAGCGUGAGAAUUCCAGCGCUGCCACCGACCCGGAGCUCUACUCCUCCAGCGAGUCCAUCGAUGAGCAGCAAUCGAAGCUCACGGAGGACAACAUACUCACGCCGGGAGAGCUGCUCGAGCGCACGCAGCUAAGCAACGAGCUGCUGCUCAAGUUGAUGGACUCCUACAGUCUCAUCUCGAAUAUUGUACGCGCCCAGAUGCUGAAGCAGCUGUCCAGCAAUACGCCGGAGCAGACGCUCAAUCUGAUAGUACCCGUGGUGAGCGACAAGCCGGCGAUUAUGCUGGAGCUGCACGCGGCCUUCCUCAAGCUGUUGCCCAACGAGGACAAGCAGCUGAUUGCCAACGAGUGGCCCAAAUGUCUGCUGGUCAACGACGAAGCCUUCAAUGGCAAACAGCAUCCCGUGGAACCCUACACGCUGAACGUUAUCGAUGCGCACAUCACAGAGCUGACCAAGUCCACGACGUACUCCACGCUGCACACGCUGAAGCAUUGCUUGAAGUCCAUUUUGCAUCUGCUGGAGCUGCUGCUGCCCUUCUGCACAGCGAUUGGCGAUGUGGAGACGCAGCUGAAGCCGCUGCUGAUUGCCUCGAUGAUGGACAUGCGCACCGAUUAUCUGCAGAGCCAGAGCGAACAGUGCCUGCGCGAGAUUCUGCACGGCCUGACCAACGAGGCGCACAAGCAGCUGCUCUUCGAGCACAUGAUCGGACACUGUUAUGACAUGUUGAUUGAAUUUGCCGCCGAGCUGAAGCAGCCGCCGGCAACGGGAGCUGUUGCUGAGCAACAGGAGCAGCGCGCACUCUUCAAUGAAUCGAUGUUGUUUGCCGUGCUCAAGACCAUGAUUAAAAUGCUGGAUGUGCCCACCGCUGUCCAGGCCAUGCGGCACUUCUUCAAGGAGCAGCGCGCCGGCAGCUUGACCACCCUGUUGCUCUCCUUUACGGGCACAACGCUGCCGCUGAGCUAUGCCCGCAAGAUGCUGCAGUUUGUGGAGCGUCUGUUUGAGCAGGCGGCACAGCCGGAUGCCCAUUUCCAGCACGAGGAACUGGUCGACUGCUUUGCCGGCCUGGCCAGCGUGGAUGUGGCGCGUCUCAAGCUUUGGCUGGCGCACAUCAUCUAUGGACCCAAUGUGGUCGGCGCCGCGGCCAACAGCAGCAGCUGCGAGGCUUCCUGCAAGCUCUUGACGAGCAUUAUGCAGCCCUCGAGCAGCUCGAGCAGCAAUGCACAGACACCAACUAAUAUGGCCACCGUUUCGGCCAUGCCCAGCAUAUCGGAUCAGCUGGAUGCCAUGGACAUUGACUAUGACUGCGCGGGCACAGGCAAUGCGGCGCCCAAUACAUCGCAGAUCCUGAGUCUGUGGCAGGGCACAAAUCAGCCCAAUAAUCAGUCCGAGGACUCCUCGCAGGCCUGCGAUCAGCCAAGCGCCAGCACACAGCCGCGCAACGGCGCGCUCCUGCUGAGCUUUGUCAAAUCGCUGGUGCGGGAUCAGCCGGCAGCUGCUCAGCUGGCGCCGCCGCUUUUCCAGGCGCUGCUGCAGCUGGGACAAACGUUGAUAACGCCGCCGCAGGAUGGCUGCGAUUUUGCGGACGUGCUGCAGAUUAUGAUCACGCUGGCGGAUGCAGCGCCCGCACGCGGCCAUGUGGCAUUGUUUAAUACGACGCUACUCUGGCUGGAGCUGGCCAAGCUGCAGCUGCCGGACAAACAGUUGCGUCAUGCGGAAAAUGUAAGUGCUCUGUUGCGCUACCUCAGCGAGCUGCUGCAGGGCAUUGGGUAUCGGGGCAGCCGUCAGCAUAUGCCGCCCUGGGAUGAUGAGCUGCAGUCGGACAUUGAUGAGCUGUACGACGAGCUGGUGGAUGACCAGCAGGAGCAGGAUUCGCUGCUGGACGACUCCGAUGAGGAUACGCUGAACAACAAGCUGUGCACCUUCUCGCAGACCCAAAAGGAGUUCAUGAACCAGCAUUGGUAUCAUUGCCACACCUGCAACAUGAUCAACACCGUAGGCGUCUGCUCCGUUUGCGCCCGCGUCUGUCACAAGGGUCACGAUGUCAGCUAUGCCAAAUACGGCAAUUUCUUUUGCGAUUGCGGCGCCAAGGAGGACGGCUCCUGCCAGGCGCUUAGCCGCCGUCUGCCCACCAGCGGCUGCGAUGCACGCGAUGGCUAUGUCUCGGCUCACAUGAGCCUGCUGGCCGCCGGCAAGAAGCGUCCAUCGCCGCCCACACAAGUACGCAAGGAUUCGCUGAGCAACGAGCGCAUUGCUCUGCUCGGCAAAUUGCUGGAGCCGCAUCGCGAGGCACUGCAGCAUCCCGAUCAAUGGCUGCUCGUCGUGCGCUGCAUUCUCGAGUACUUUGAUGUGCUGCUGCCCUCGAUUCGCGAGAAUUGCACUCUCUACUCGAUUGUGGGCUGUCACAAGCGCGCAACGGCCGCACUGGAGCGACUGCAUCAGCUGGAUCAGAGUUUCCAGGUCACGGAUCAGCUCAUGUUCGCCACGCUGGGCUCCCAGGAGGGCGCCUUCGAGAAUGUGCGCAUGAACUACUCGGGCGAUCAGGGCCAGACAAUCAAACAUCUCAUUUCAUCGGGCGUUGUGCGACGUGUCGCCUUCUGCUGCCUGUCGUCGCCACAUGGCCGACGCCAGCAGCUGGCCGUGUCCCAUGAGAAGGGCAAGGUUACCAUAUUGCAGCUGUCGGCGCUGCUCAAACAGGCGGACGCCUCCAAGCGCAAGCUGACGCUCACACAGCUCAGCUCGGCGCCCAUAGCGUGCACCGUGCUCUCGCUGGCCGCCAAUCCCUGCAAUGAGGAUUGCCUGGCCGUGUGCGGCCUCAAGGAAUGCCAUGUGCUGACCUUCUCGAGCAGCGGCAGCACCAAUGAGCACAUCGUGGUCACGCCGCAGCUGGACAAUGGCAACUACAUCAAGAAGGCCGUCUGGCUGCCCGGCUCGCAGACGCUGCUCGCGCUGGUCACCUCGGACUACGUGAAGAUCUACGACCUCGCACUGGAUGCAUACAGUCCGAAGUACUAUUAUCUUGUUGCGGUGGGCAAAAUACGCGACUGCACCUUCAUGUACCAGGAGGGCGCCUAUUAUAUGCUGACAUUUGCCAGCAGCGGCUACAUCUAUUACCAGGCCCUGGACGAACAGAGUCUGGCCGUGCACGGUGACUUUUAUGUGACCAAUACGCUGGAGCUGAGCCAUCAUCAUAUCAAGGAUGUCAACGGGCAGGUGGGCGGCGGCGGUGUCUCCAUUUACUACUCGCAUGCGCUGCAGUUACUCUUCUAUAGCUAUGCCUCUGGUCGCAGCUUUGUCUCGCCGCUGACGAACGUCAAUCAGGGCGUCAAGGGCAUCUAUCAUCUGGACACCAAUUCGGCAGUUAGUAAAUCCUCAUCGAAGGGUCCGCUCCAGCCGCUGGUGCAGUGGACCGAGGUCGCCGGCCAUCCCGGCCUCAUCUAUGCCAACAUGCAGACCUCAAAUAAUCCAAUUAUAUUAAUGCUCACGCCGGAGCUCAUCUACAUGCAGGAGAUCAAGGCGCAGUCGGCCAAGUCGCGCAUCAUGGACGUGGUCGGCAUACGUCAUUCCGUGGCCGGCACCGAGAAGACCACGCUGCUGCUGCUCUGCGAGGACGGCAGCCUGCGCAUCUUCUCUGCCCAGCCGGAGCACACCAGCUUCUGGCUGUCGCCGCGCGUCCAGCCGCUGGGCAAUCAGCUGUACUCCGCCACGCUGCUGGCCAAAAGCGGCAGCUCCCUGUCCGCCACGAGUCCCAAAUCGAGCAAGCCCAACAAGUUGCCACGUAAAUCUGGUGGCGGUGCUUCGGGCAAUGCUCCAGGUGCUGCUGGAGUCGGAGCUGGAGCUGGUCAGCAAAAGCAGUUGACAUCGGGCGGCGUUCCCGUUUUCCCCAUUGAUUUCUUCGAGCACUGCAACAUGCUGGCCGAUGUGGAGUUUGGCGGCAACGAUCUGCUCCAGAUAUACAACAAGCAAAAGCUGAAGACACGUCUCUUCUCCACGGGCAUGUUCGUGGCCAGCACCCGGUCCAAUGGCUUUACGCUGGAGGUGCUCAACAAUGAUCCCAAUGUCGUUAUGGUGGGCAUACGCGUCCUGCUGGGCACACAGGAUGCUCAACGCGCACCGCAAUCCGUGAGCAUAUUGGGACGCACGGUGGCCACGCCCGUGCGCCGGGCACGCUGGUUCGAUAUACCGCUAACCCGCGAGGAGAUGCUGCAGUCGGAUAAGCUGCUCAAGGUGUGCUUUGCCAAGUCUCAGGAUCCGGAGCAUGUCACCCUGCUCGACUGCAUCGAGGUGUACGGCAAGUCCAAGGAGCUGGUCGGCUGGCCGGACGACAGCGAGGAGCUGCCGGCCACAGCGGGCAACGCCAGCACGGCCGCAGCCGUUGCCUUGCCCGCCAGCGCGGCCAAUUUCGGCGAAGGCUUCAAUAGCAUCACCCAACUGGAUCGCAUGUGCACCCAUCUGCUGGAGGUGCUCGACUGUGCGCUCAAUUUACUCGGCAAUGGCGGCGCCGUCGCGCUGGCCAUGCGCCAGAAGGCCAUCAAGACGGCGAGCGCCUUGCUGCUGCUGCCCACACCGAAUCCCGUGCAGACACAGGCACGCUAUGUCCUGGCCACAUUGUACGGCAGCCGUGGUGCCUAUCAUGCCUACAAGGAUAGCGUUCUGCUGCAAUUUGUGCACGGCGAGCUGCAGGCAACGCAGCCGAAACUGACGCAGCUGGACACGCUGCAGGAAAUCGAUCCGGAGGCCUUCUAUCGCCUGAUACUGCUCGUGCGCGGCAUUGCCAACGCCCGUCCGCAAUCGCUGGCCAAGAUCUGCGCCGAGUGCAGCUACGAUAUUGUGCCAGCCCUGAUGGCCAUGGUGCUGGAGCUGCAUAAGGUGACGCCGGCGCUGGAUGAGCCCACGAAUAUUGUGCGACGCGGUCUCUGCCAGACGGAGACGAUUGUCCACUGCCUGGUGGAGAUUAUGUACGGAUUUGCGCUGGCCGAUGCCAGUCAAGUGGGUCGCAUGACCAAGUACUUCAUUGAGCUGCUCAAGCACGACGCGAGCGUGAUUAGUCACAGCGCCAAGGAAGCGCUCAUUCUGCUGCUCAGUCCGCGCAUGAAGCGCCGCAAGGUGGCCAUUGUGACCACGCCGCCCGCCUGCUCGACGCCCACGCCGUCGGCCUCGGCCAUCAGCAGCCACAAUUUGAGCGCUUUGCAGGGCGCCGCCUCGCAGGCGGCCAGCGAUAUAAUUGAGGAGGCCGCCGCAGCGGCUGUAGAUGCCUCCGCUGGCGCUGGCGUUGAUGCUCUGCUGGAUGCGGAUGCAGCGGGCGUUAAUCAGCAGCAGCAGCAACGACAGCAGCAGAUGCUCAAUCUGGAGGCCUUCAUGGGCGGCGGCUUUCCGCGACUGCUCGGCCUGCCCGAAGACGCCGACGACGAGGCCAUCAUGGACAUUGCCAUUGCGCUGAGUCUGCAGCAGCACGGCGGCGAUGCGAAUGCGCUGCAAUCCCUGCAGCAGGGCCUGGCCAAUUUGCAGGGCAUACGCCUGGCGGCGGCGGCCACGGCCAAUGCUGCGGCCAGCGGCGAUGCAGCCGGCUCCGAUGAUGAUGAGGGCUCCAAUGUGGCCACAGAUGGCUCCACGCUGCGCACCUCGCCCGCCGAACCGGCGGGCAGCGGUGGCUCCGAGAGCGGCGGCAGCGGAGUCGAGAGCAUUGGCGGCACCUCGGCGCGCAGCAGCAACUUUGGUGAUCAUGCGAAUGCCUCGCCGCCGCGCCAGAGCAAGGAUCAGGAACAAGAACAAGAACAGCCGGGCACAAGCAGCGGCUGCGUCGCAGCACUCAGCGCCAUGAGCAGCAGCGAGGACAACGAGAUCAACGAGGACGAGAAGCUGAGCAAGCUGCACGAUCUGAGAAUCGCCGUGCUGGAGAGCAUCAUCGAGCAUCUAGGCACGUUUGAUCUGUGCAAUGGCCUGCAGGCUAUUCCGCUCAUUCAGGUCAUCCUGAUGCUGACCACGGAUCUGAAUGGCAACAACGAGCGGGAUCAACAGGUGCUGCAGGAUCUGCUCGCCGCGCUCGUCGAGUACGUGGAGAUUGGCAAACGUGGCACAGCCACCAAGAUGGAGACCAAGUGCCCCGGCAACGAGGUGCGUCUGGCGCUGCUCUCGCUGUUCGGCGUCAUGAUGGGCAAAACCAAGUCCAAGCAGACGGGUACCACAUCGCCGCCGCAUCAGUUCAAGGACAACAGCUCGUUUGUGGCCAGCACCACGGCGAAUGUUCUGAGCAAGAGCGGCGCCUUUGUCUAUGCCCUGGAGGCGCUCAAUACGCUGCUUGUGCACUGGAAGCAGGUGCUCGGUGAUCCGUAUGCUGCCGGCGGCACGGGAGUUGCUCAGCCGGCCAGCGGCAAUGCGUCCGGCACGGGCGCAGGCACAGCGGGACAGCUAUUGAAGCCCAUCAAGCAUGGACCCAAGCCGGACAUAUCGAUACUCAUACCGCACAAUUAUUUGAAAAACUAUCCGGACAUAUUCGAGUCGUAUGAUGCACUGCUCACGGAGAUUAUUGUGCGUCUGCCGUAUCAGAUUCUGCGCCUGAGCAGCGCCCAUCCGGACAACUAUGACAGCGGCUUCUGCGAGGCGAUGACCUUUACGCUCUGCGAGUACAUGAUGCUCAAUCUGAAUGCGCUGCUGCGUCGCCAGGUGCGCAAGCUCCUCAUGUACAUCUGCGGCAGCAAGGAGAAGUUCCGCAUGUAUCGCGACGGACAUUCGCUGGAUGCACACUUCCGUGUGGUCAAACGCGUCUGCAGCAUUGUCAGCACCAAGAACGGCGCUCCGUAUAACGCCAAUCCGCCGCUGCUCAGCUACGAUGCGCUGGUGGAGCUGACGGAGCAUUUGCGCACCUGCCAGGAGAUCAGCCAAAUGCGCACCGGCAAUUGGCAAAAGUUUUGCGUGGUCCACGAGGAUGCCCUGGCCAUGCUAAUGGAGAUCGCCUGCUACCAGCUGGACGACGGCGUCUCGCCCAUCAUUAUUCAGCUGCUGCAAGCAGCUGUCUGCAAUAUACCCCAGCCCAUGGCCGGCAUCAAGCAGCAGCAGCAGCAGCAAUCGCAGCAGGCCUCGACCAGCAGCAAGCUGCGCGGCGACCGCGAGAAGAGCGAGGAUACGGAUACCGCGUACUACUCCAAAUUUGAUCCGGCCCAGUGCAGCACAUUUGUCCACCAGAUCUUUCGCUAUGCCAGCGAUGCGCUCAUCAUACGCUUUGUCCGCAUCUUUCUGCUGGAGAACAAUGUGAGUCAGUUGCGCUGGCAGGCGCACUCCUUCAUGACGGGUCUCUUUGAGCAUGCGAACGAGCGUCAGCGCGAGAAGCUGCUCAGCAUCUUCUGGAAUCUGUGGCCCCUGGUGCCAAGCUAUGGUCGUCGCACGGCACAGUUUGUUGAUCUGCUCGGCUAUCUGACGCUUAGCACGCGCAGCAUUACGGACCGUUUGCCGGAGUUUGUGUCCCGUGCAGUCGAGGUGCUGCGCCAGCAGAACGAGCUGCUCUGCAAGCAUCCCAAUGCGCCCAUCUAUACCACGCUGGAGUCCAUACUGCAGGUGAACGGCUACUACCUGGAAUCGGAGCCGUGUCUGGUGUGCAACAAUCCGGAGGUGCCCAUGGCGAAUAUUAAGCUGCCCUCGGUCAAGUCGGACUCCAAAUACACGACCACCACCAUGAUCUACAAGCUCGUGCAGUGCCACACCAUUUCGAAGCUAAUUGUGCGCAUUGCCGAUCUCAAGCGCUCCAAGAUGGUGCGCACCAUCAACGUGUACUACAACAAUCGCAGUGUUCAGGCCGUUGUCGAGCUCAAGAAUCGUCCGGCGCUCUGGCACAAGGCACGCUCCGUCUCCCUGCAGUCGGGCCAGACGGAGCUGAAGAUUGACUUCCCGCUGCCGAUCACCGCGUGCAAUCUGAUGAUCGAGUUCGCUGACUUUUACGAGACGGUCAGCGGUUCCAGCGAGAAUUUGCAGUGUCCACGCUGCAGUGCAGCGGUGCCAGCGUAUCCGGGCGUCUGUGGCAACUGCGGCGAGAAUGUGUUCCAAUGCCACAAGUGCCGCGCCAUCAACUACGACGAGAAGGAUCCGUUCCUGUGCCAUUCGUGCGGCUUCUGCAAGUAUGCCAAAUUUGACUUCAGCAUGUAUGCGCGCGUCUGUUGCGCCGUGGAUCCCAUCGAAUCCGCCGAGGAUCGCGCCAAGACUGUGCAGCUGAUACAUAGCUCGCUGGAGCGUGCCGAUCGCAUCUAUCGCCAGCUGUUGACCAACAAGCAGAUGCUCGAGCUGCUCAUCCAAAAGGUGGCCGAGCAUCGCAGCAGCGAUCGCCUUGUCGAGGACAAUAUGGGCAGCGUGCACAGCACCUCGCAGGUGAACAAGAUCAUACAGCUGCUCGCCCAGAAAUACUGCGUCGAGUCGCGCACCAGCUUUGAGGAGCUAAGCAAGAUUGUGCAAAAGGUCAAGGCCUGCCGCAGCGAACUGGUUGCCUAUGACCGCCAGCAGCAGGAUCAGCCGGUAGUUAGUCUGCCCUCGGGUGCCGAAUCGAAUCAUACCACGAAUCGCUGCUACGGCUGCGCCCUGGCCUCCACCGAGCAGUGCCUCACUCUGCUGCGCGCCAUGGCCUACAACUAUGACUGUCGCGUCGGGCUCUACAGCCAGGGUCUGGUCAGCGAGCUGGCCGAGCACAAUUUGCGUCGUGGCACGCCUCAAAUCCAGGAGGAAGUACGCAAUCUGCUCGUCGUGCUGACCAAGGACAAUGCCGAGGCCUGCAUGCACCUACUGCAGCUGGUCACAACGCGUGUUAAGAAUGCCCUGAUGGGCGCUAUACCUUUGAUUAGCCUGGAGGCGGCUGUGCAUCAGGAGAUGACGCUGCUGGAGGUGCUGCUCGGCCAGGAUGACGUCUGCUGGGAGUACAAGCUGAAGGUCAUCUUUGAGCUGUUUAUCAGCAACUGUCGUUUGCCACGUGGUCCUGUUACUUCGGUGCUGCAUCCCUGCCUGCGCAUCAUGCAGAACCUGAUUUGCCCCGCUUUGCCGAGCAAUAAGAACAACAAUAACCAACCGCAGCAGCAACAACAACAACAACAACAGCAGCAGCAGCAGCAGCAGCAGCAACAACAGCAGCAGCAGCAACAGCCACAGCAGCCUUUGGGUCCCACGGAGCUGUGCAGCAUCAAGCUGCUGGAGGGCAACACGAUCGAUUAUCGCGCCUGGCUCAGCUCCGAUCGCAAUCAUGAGUACAGCGCCUGGAGCAGUCGCAUGCCCACCAACAAGUAUCAGCGCCAGGAAGGCGGCAAGCAGCAGCAGCAGCCGCAGCAGCGGAUCAGCAGCAACAACAACAGCAACAAGCAACAGUCGCAGGUGGGCGAUGCACCACCUGUCAAGGGCGGGCGACGUGCUGAGGUGCGCGCCGCCUUUUUGGGCGAGAAGUAUGCACAUCGCUGGCGCCAACAGGUGCUGGACAAGGAGAAGGUCAUCAAGCCGCUCGUAUUCAACGCAAAAUGGAUACAGCCGCUGCUCUUCAAUGCGAACUCGCGCUUCGGCCGCCAGCUGGCCUGCUCGCUGCUCAGCGGCCUGUGCCGCACCAGCGAACGGAAGCAGCAGGCGCUCAACAUGCUCACCGGCUUCCUCAGGCAUGUGGGCGAGGCGGGCGAGGCGAGCGCCGAGUACUUGACCCUGUAUCGCAGUGUGGCCACCGAGACGCCCUGGCUGCAAUAUCUGGUGUUGCGCGGCGUCCUCGGCGAAAUCUCCCAACUGCUGGCGGUGGAAAUUGGUAAAAUACAUCGCAUGGAGGAGCAUUCGUUGUCCUCGGAUCUGUCGCUGGGCUAUGCGUUGCGGCAGUAUGUGGAGCUGCUUUGGCUGUUCCUCGAGUGCCCGAACAUCAGGCGCACCUACAAGACGCGUCUGUUGGGUCCUGUGCUGGAGAGCUAUUUGGCAUUGCGCAGUCUGGUCGUGCAGCGCACGCGUCUGAUCGAUGAUGCCCAGGAGAAGCUGCUGGAAAUGCUGGAGGAGAUGACCAGCGGCACCGAGGAGGAGACGCGCGCCUUUAUGGAGAUACUCAUCGAUACGGUGGAGAAGACGCGCAUGAAUGACAUCAAGACGCCGGUCUUUAUAUUCGAGCGUCUCUACUCGAUAAUACAUCCCGAGGAGCACGAUGAGAGCGAGUUCUAUAUGACGCUGGAGAAAGAUCCGCAGCAGGAGGACUUCCUGCAGGGACGCAUGCUCGGCAAUCCGUAUCCCUCCAGCGAGGUGGGCCUCGGUCCAUUAAUGCGCGAUGUGAAAAACAAAAUCUGCACCGACUGCGAACUGAUUGCCCUGCUGGAGGAUGACAACGGCAUGGAGCUGCUGGUGAACAACAAGAUCAUUAGCUUGGAUCUGCCCGUCAAGGAUGUGUACAAGAAGGUGUGGCUGGCCGAGGGCGGCGAUCGUGAUGCCAUGCGCAUUGUCUAUCGCAUGCGCGGACUGUUGGGCGAUGCCACCGAGGAAUUCGUGGAGACAUUAAACAACAAGAGCCAGGAGCAGGUCGACACCGAGCAGCUGUAUCGCAUGGCCAAUGUGCUAGCCGAUUGCAAUGGACUGCGCGUCAUGCUGGAGCGCAUCGGCAGCCUGCAGCGCAUUUCGCGCCAGCGUGAACUCAUCCAGGUGCUGCUCAAGCUGUUCCUCAUCUGUGUGAAGGUGCGUCGCUGCCAGGAGGUGCUCUGCCAGCCGGAGGUUGGCGCCAUCAACACCCUCCUGAAGGUGCUGCAAAUGUGCUUGCAAUCGGAAAACGAUUCCAUACAAUCGGCCGUCACCGAACAGCUGCUCGAGAUUAUGGAGACCAUCUUGUCCAAGGCAGCCAGUGAUACGCUCGACUCCUUCCUGCAAUUCUCGCUGACCUUUGGCGGGCCGGAAUAUGUGAGCGCAUUGAUCUCCUGCACCGAUUGCCCGAAUGUCCGCAAUAAUCCUUCCGUGCUGCGUCAUCUUAUACGCGUCCUGGCGGCGCUCGUCUACGGCAACGAGGUCAAAAUGGCGCUGCUCUGCGAACAUUUCAAGCACACCCUGGACUUUAAUCGCUUUGACAACGAACGCACCACCGAGGAAGAGUUUAAGCUGGAACUUUUCUGCGUGCUGACCAAUCAGAUCGAGCACAACUGCAUUGGCGGCACUCUGAAGGAUUAUAUUGUGGGCCUGGGCAUUGUGGAGCGCGCCUUGGCCUAUAUCACGGAGCACGCGCCGUGCGUGAAGCCCACCCUGCUGCGCACCGACUCCGAUGAGCUGAAGGAGUUCAUUUCGCGUCCGAGCUUGAAGUAUAUUCUGCGCUUCCUCACCGGCCUGGCCAAUCAUCAUGAGGCCACACAGCUGGCCAUUAGCAAGGACAUAAUACCGAUUAUACAUCGCCUGGAGCAGGUGUCCAGUGACGAGCAUGUCGGCAGUCUGGCCGAGAAUCUGCUCGAGGCGCUCAGCACAGAUGCGGCGACGGCUUCGCGCGUUCAACAGGUGCGCGAUUUUACGCGUGCCGAAAAGAAACGCCUGGCGAUGGCCACGCGCGAGAAGCAACUGGAUGCCCUGGGCAUGCGCACCAACGAGAAGGGCCAGGUGACGGCCAAGGGCUCCAUACUGCAGAAGAUCGAGAAGCUGCGCGACGAGACGGGCCUCACCUGUUUUAUUUGUCGCGAGGGCUACGCCUGCCAGCCGGAAAAGGUGCUGGGCAUCUAUACGUUCACCAAGCGCUGCAAUGUCGAGGAGUUUGAGCUGAAGUCGCGCAAAACCAUCGGCUACACCACCGUCACCCACUUUAAUGUGGUGCAUGUGGAUUGUCACACCUCGGCCAUACGGUUGACCCGCGGUCGCGACGAAUGGGAACGCGCCAGCCUGCAAAAUGCGAACACACGCUGCAACGGACUGUUGCCCCUUUGGGGUCCGGCUGUGGGUGAGGCGGCCUUUUCCGGCUGCAUGACCCGUCACAGCAGCUACAUGCAGGAGAGCACCCAACGUUGCGACAUCUCCUAUGCCAGCAGCGUGCACGAUCUGAAGCUGUUGCUGAUGCGUUUCGCCUGGGAGCGUAGCUUCCAUGAUGAUGCCGGCGGCGGUGGCCCCCAAUCCAAUAUGCACUUUGUGCCCUACCUGCUCUUCUAUGCGGUCUAUUUGCUGCUCUCCUCUCGAUCUGCUGCACGGGACAGCAAAACGCUGCUUAACUAUUUAACGUCAGCGCCAUCGGACAAGUGGCUGGAGUGCGGCUAUGAGGUGGACGGACCACUCUACAUGCUAACCAUAUCCCUCUCCCUGCACAGUCGCGAGUUGUGGAACAAGCACAAGCUGGCGCAUUUGAAACAUUUGGUGGCUGUGGCUCAGGCGCGCCAUGUAUCGCCAUCGGUGCUGUGCAAGGCGCUGCUGUCGCCGGCGGAUCGACAGGCCAAAGAGUAUAGCGUAUAUAAGCCGUUCCUUAUGAUGUGGGCGCUGGUCGAUUUGAUGUACAACACGCUCUUCAGGACGGUCAGCACCGUCAAGGAGGAGGACUGGCCCGCAUCCCUAUUUGAGUAUAUACGCAAAAAUGAUGAGGCCAUGCUCGACUAUACGGAUCGCAUACUGCAAACCUUUACCAAGGAGUUUUUGCCCUGCACCUCAUUUGGCGAGUUCUGCGAUGUGGCGGGUCUAUUCGAUCUGAUCGAGCAGCCGGACAGCUUCAUUGAGGAGGUGCUCGGCUCGCUGCCCACCACAACCAGCUCUAGUUAGAUUCAAAUGCAGUUCUCAUCAUAUUUAAAGAAAUUGAUACCCCAACUAAACACUAAUCAGGAUUAGCUGCCGCUAUCCGUUUAUAAGCGUAUAUCUAUCUAUAUGCAUAUACUUAUAUAUUUAUCACCUAAAACUAUUUAAUCAAAUAAAAUUAUUCGUUUGCACAAUGAAA